CUCAAGAUCUCAACCCGCUGCGUACAAAAAGCAAAGCUGGAGCCUGAAAUAAGAUCCAGGCUCCAAUAAAAUGGACUAUUUCCAAGUAUUUGAAAAGCUUCAAACAGCUGUGGGGAGGAAGAAAAUUCUCACAGCCUGUGACAAGGCAGAGCGAGACAGACGCGAAAACAAGGUCUCCUCUAAAACAGAAAAGGCAUUGAGUCUUCAACAACACCCGGAGGGCACGGGUGGUGCUGGCGAGGCACGCUCAGCAGGCUCCCGCUGCUAAACGAUGUUUGAGGAAAAUCCUCCUUCAAGAUAUUUGACAAGACUUGCCCACCCAGAAGACUCCCAAGAAACCAACACAGCUGUAAGUCAUGUUUUGCGGGAUCAGGAAACCACCGGACACGUCCCAGUGGACAACAGUGACAGCUUUGCUUCCUCCGGCGACUUGCCAGCAAACCCAACCUCCCCGCAGCACCACCUGGCAAAUCUGAAGAUGCUGAUGUCCAGACAGAAGGCCGAGUACGAAUCUAAAAUUGCAAGCCUGGAGCAGCGGAACAGAGAGCUGCAGUCAGAGAUUAAGGGUAUGCAUUCAAAACUGGGACAGCAGCGUAAGCGGUACAAUCUCGUGGAGAUGAAAAUGCGAAAUGCAGAGAGAGCAAAGGAAGAUGCAGAGAGAAGAAAUGAAAUGCUCCAAAAAGAAAUGGAAGAGUUUUUUGAAACCUUUGGGGAAAUUAACAGAUGGAAAUAA
This is a messenger RNA of Haliaeetus leucocephalus (bald eagle), 733 nucleotides long. Its product is annotated as rho GTPase-activating protein 24-like. The record is from RefSeq and is a predicted model, not a curated record. The coding region runs from base 272 to 733 and encodes 153 amino acids. The transcript is spliced from 2 exons. Lineage: Eukaryota; Metazoa; Chordata; Aves; Accipitriformes; Accipitridae.